Panicum hallii is the source of this 695-nucleotide messenger RNA. Its product is annotated as late embryogenesis abundant protein D-113-like. Bases 103 to 441 code for a protein of 112 amino acids. The record is from RefSeq and is a predicted model, not a curated record. NCBI's taxonomy places the organism in Eukaryota, Viridiplantae, Streptophyta, Magnoliopsida, Poales, Poaceae. Gene Ontology annotation, biological process: embryo development ending in seed dormancy. The transcript has a single exon.
CGGUUAAAGAUCAGUACACGAACGCACAGUCUCAGCCCAUCCAAUUCGUUCCGUCCGUGCAAGAGCACAAGCUAGAAGGGUGUGACCGGUAACUUAGGCAGGAUGCAGACGGCGAAGGUGAAGGUGAAGGACGCGGCGAGCUCAGCGAAGGAGAAGAUGAAGGAAGGGUCGGCCAAGAUGCAGGGCAAGGCCGGCGAGGCGACGGCGACCACGCACGGCGAGAAGGAGAUGGCCAAGGAGGAGGCCCGCGCCAAGAAGGACCAGGCCAACGCCGACAAGCACCAGGAGAAGGCCGAGCACCGCGCGGACUCCGCCGCCGGCCGCCACGGCACGGGCGUGCCCCUCACCGGGACCGGGACGCACGGACACCACGGCGCCGCCGGCGACCCCGCCUACCCAUCCGCCGGCACCACGUACCCGGCGUCGGGCAAGUACAUGUAAGCUAGGCGAUCGGUAGGGAUCGCGGUCGUAUACGUUUUUGUGUAGCGACCGGCGACCGAGCUGGGGAUCGAUCAGUGGGGUAGCGAGUGCAUGUAUGCUGUGCGCACGUGCACGCUGUGUCCUGGAAUAAUGGAAGUGUAUGCUCAGUCGUAGUGAAGCUUCGUUUCAGUUGUACUCAAAUCAUGUACUGUGUGGUGCUGUUUUUUAUGUAGAUAUCUUCAUAAGAAACAGGCCACGUCUACUUCUAAGCUUUA